Molecule: messenger RNA, 4351 nt
Organism: Exaiptasia diaphana
Lineage: Eukaryota; Metazoa; Cnidaria; Anthozoa; Actiniaria; Aiptasiidae
Exons: 8
Coding region: 1175-3490 (771 amino acids)
Source: RefSeq, a predicted model, not a curated record
AUUACAUGAACUGCAUAGUGUAUAUUACAUGAACUGCAUGCUAUAUUGGAUUGUUAAUAGCACAUUACAUGAACUGCAUAGUGUAUAUUACAUGAACUGCAUGCUAUAUUGGAUUGUUAAUAGCACAUUACAUGAACUGCAUAGUGUAUAUUACAUGAACUGCAUGCUAUAUUGGAUUGUUAAUAAGCACAUUAAAUGAACUGCAUAGUAUAUAUUACAUGGACUGCAUGCUAUAUUGGAUUGUUAAUUAAAAACACAUUACAUGAACUGCAUCAUACUGUACAUUACAUAAACUGCAUGCUAUAUUGGAUUGUCAAUAAGCACAUUACAUGAACUGCAUAGCGUACAUUACAUGAACUAUUUAAAUAUAUAUUUGGCUUAGUGAAAGUUAUUUGUACAUGAACUGCAUAUAAGCUCACAGUAACUUCAACAUAUAUUCGUUUUAUAGUAAAUUACAUGAACUGCAUCCUAUUUAUAUUCGAUUGUAAUAGUACAUAUUUAGUCAUCCUUUGUUAACAUAACAAUAUUCGAGUUCAUAUUGUACUAUUUCUUACGUAUUAUAAAGCUUAAUAACUUUAGCUUUUCCUUAGCUAAGUUAAGCUUACAAAGAACGUCAGCUUGCGAAGGACAAAGCAUGUAAAUAUUUUCGGUUUUGCGGGAAAAUGGUUUUAAAAUGUUUGUUUACCUUUUUGAAAAACUUUGACUUUGAACUGCUGUCUCUCGUUUCCGACACGUUGUGGAUCGGCUUGGUGACCGAAGAAUCGUCGUUACGUAAGAAUUACGUCAUUACAUCAACUGCGUGCUACGUAGGCUCUCCCUAUUCGAAGCGCAAAAUUUCUCCGUCGUUUGAAAAGGAGUGGUUGGAAUUACCGCAAGUUUAGGGUAUCUUCGUUCCAGACAAGAAAAGACAAAGAAGUUAGUCAAGCAUGCAAAAUACGACAGUGGCAUAUUAAAACACAGCAUUAACAGUAGAACAAAAAAAUACCUUAACUUUUAAUUAAGUUGCAAUAAAUUAUAUAGUAAUUAUUACACUGAUUUUUUUUUUGCAUCAUGCAUGUUGUUAUUAUUUCAAUUAUUGUUUAUUAUGGAUAAUAUUCACUUUUUCCUCUUCCUGCUUAAAAAAAUAUAGAGUUUAUUGGAUUUCAGGUUAACCUUGAACAGUUUAUUCAGAGAAAUGAAUCGAAAGAUAACAGAUUUCUUCAAAAAUGAUUCAGGCUAUCAAUCGAAUGAAGUGUCUCCAUGUUGUGAUUCCUCUAUUCUAAAGAAGAGUAGUACGCCUCAGCUUAGCAAUAAUACCAGUACUAAAAAAAGAUUAUACAGUGACAGGGAGAAUUCUGAUGUUGAGCUUGAAGACUGCAGUCUCAUAGAAAAAUGUCCUGAUGUACAUGUACAUGACGAAGGUGAAAUUGAAGAACAUGAGUCCAUUGAAAGCGAGGCUGAUGAUGAUAGUGAACAAAGCGAUGAAAGUGAUAGUGAUGAUGAUAGCUAUGAACAUCAGUUUGUUAGCAAAAAUCACCAUAAUAAACAUCAUGAUGAUGAAGACGAUAGUGAACAUGAUACUGAAAGCGAGGCUGCUGAUGAGAGGGAAUUCAUUGGACAAAGCGAUGAUGAUGAUGGUCAGUUUGUUAGCAAAAAUUGCCAUGAUAAAAGUGAACAUUGCGAUGAACGUGCAGAUGAAUAUUGUGAUAUUAGUGAAUUUAGUUGUAACACUAACAAGGAAAAUGAGCUUGCUGACAACAACAGACUACAGCAGAAAAAACUGCAAAUUAAGGUACAUGGUCUUGGCACUAAUGCAAGAAUGUUCCAAACGAAUGGCCAAGAAACUAUUUUACAUAUGGUAAAGAAAUACUUGAAGAUGUACAACCUGAUGAAAUCAACAUCUGUUUUGAUCUUUAAAGACAAACAUACAGGAUCUGCUCUAAAUCUUGGUUUGCCGACUGGCACACUUGAUAAAAAUGUAGAAUACCAGUGUAUUUUCAAAGAAAAGCUCGAGUAUAAUACUGAGCAAUUAAUAAGGGCGUUCAAAGUAGAACUGUAUAAUGAUGAAUGGCCACUAAAAUCUUUUCAGUUGAAGUUUGAUAGUGAUAGGAAUUCGAAACCCAACGUAUGUAGAAUGUCGAAAGUUACAGACUUAAUAGAUGUCCCAUUUAUGGUAGGAGAGACUUUAUAUGAGGCACUUUGUAGAGAUGGCAGGUUUGAUGUUGAAGAUAAUAAUGGCCAACUAAAUAUCUGUAAGUGUGAAUUAGAAGAUGUAGGGAGUGCGGUUAGGGUGCCACUUGACAACGAUGCCAGUGACUAUGGUGGGAAGACUUUUGAGUUGUAUUUCUCAAAGGCAUUUACCAAUGGAAAGGUAGAACCUUUGCCAUACCCUCCUUGUAUGCACGAAAUUAUUCCAAAUGUCACAUCUCAACUAGACCCAAGUUCCAAUGUUCAAUCAGCUGUAACUCCAGCAGCAGAACCAAGUUCUGAACAAGGUGCACCUGUGCAUGAUUUUUCAGAACAAGAAAUUCAAAGUUUGUCUAUUGACGGAAGUCAGUCUGCAAAGAAACUAAUUGCACAUACUGUUCAUGAAUUUAAGACAUUCAUUGAAAAUGAUUUCAAAAUUAAGGUUGAAAAAGAGGGGCUAUCAAAAAAUGAGAAAAAACGGCUAGGCAAAGUUAAAAAAUUUGUGAAAGCAGGUUAUGAUAAAUUUGCUCUGAAUCGAAAUUUUGAAUUGAGUUGUUCACAUUUAAGAAAACUGUUGCAAUUAUGUGAAUCAACUGGGGCUAUUGUACUACAAUUGUACAGUGGUGAGAGGCAGUUUAUAGGUACCUGCUUUAGAGUGGGUCAUAAAUAUGUUAUAACUAACUAUCACGUUUACAAAAUUAUUGAAGAUAAAAAAGAUCAAGGAAUGCUGAAGUCAGUUUAUAUUGAUUUUUCCUAUAAAGGAAAUAAUGAGAUUUCUGCCUGUUCUUCCACUGAUUACAAAAUCAUAACCUAUUCUGUUGAACUCGAUUAUGCAAUAAUUGAGGUAAAGAAACCAAAACAUAGGGAACUACCUAUAAGUGUCACAUCAUCUUUUACAAUUCCAUGUUUAGUUAAGAGUCCUGAACAGGGUAUGUUCCUUACUUUUAGUGGACACCCUAACGGGUCAAGGGAGACAAUGACAAACUUGUUUUGUCCAUUAAAAAGUCUUGAAUCCCUUGAUGAAAGAGUUGUGAUGGGUUUGUCCAAAAAUGAGCAUGAAGCACUGAUUGACCCAAAAAGACAGUUUUAUGAUAUCUCCACUUUCUUCUAUGGCAGUUCUGGCUCACCAGGAGUAUUACUGCAGGAUGGGUUCUUGUUGGUGUUACAUUGUGGACAAUAUCCCUUGAAUGAUGGGCUAGGAGGUGCUAUAGAGCAAGGCGUCUUGAUGGCUGCCAUUGUAGCCGAUGUAAAGAGUAGACAUGUCGACUUGGUAGAAGACAUUUUUGAUCUGCCUAAGGACAUGGAAGUAGAUAGUGAAGAUUAAGCUUUUAGGUAACUGAACUUCUAGUGUAAAUUUGUUUUCUUUCUAGAAAUUUCUGUCAUUUAAGCUAAGUUCACGAGGAGCUGAUGGGGUCUGUUCUUCUAAAUAACUGUUCUUGUAUUAAUUUUUUCCUGGGAAAGUGAUUUUGAGCUACAUUGUUGGCAAUCUCACAAGCAAACGUGGUGUCCUUCUUUAAGAACAUUUUGUUCCUGGCAAACGUUAAGGUUAAUAAAAAAGGCUUAUAUAACGCUUUUAUGUCAAAAAUGACUUAUAUGUUGUUUUAGGUAGGAAAUUUUUAUUUUCCUGGCAAAAAUUCUUAGCUGGCAAUCAGUUGUGACGUACAGCUGGCUUGGACAUAACAGAUAUAUUUCUCCCAGGAACCCAUCGGCUCCUUAUAUAAGUUUCCCACAAUAGAAUGAAUGAAGCUACAGUAAUUAGGUGGGCAGUGGCUAGACUUUGCUUGGAGCCGGUCUAGAAUGGAGAAGUAAGGUGUCUCCUUCCCCUCACUAGCCUGGGUGUGUGCCUUGGGCAAGUACUAGUACACCCUAAGCCUCCCUUGCCAGGGUUACGAGUUAUCUAAUAUCAAAUAGCACAGAUUAUGAGGAUUCUUAGAGAUAUCUUAAUUAUUAUAUUUUCAAAAAAUAAUUCUAUAUUGUAGAAUUUAGUUUAUUAAGAUAUAUAAUAAUAAUAUAAUUGUAAAUCAUUUUAAAUAUUUUAGUUAUAAUUGAAUGAUUGAUAGUUUUAAAACCAAAAAAAUGUAAAUAGCACUUUUUAUCUUAUUUUGAUAAUAGUAAAUUAAAACAAUUUAUCCCAUUAGACUGAAAGUCAGCAAACAAAAGUAUUAUUAAAGUUGUUUAAAAAACU